CAACAGAUAAGUAGGUACUAGGAAAAUCCUCACUAUUCUGCGGAACCGAAUUGGAACAUCUGAGAGCCUACAGUAUAAGAUUCACAGAAGAGAGAAACUUGUCAUUCUGGUAUUCUUUUUUUUUUAAUCAAUUUAGAUUUAUUAUAUUUUAAAGUAAAGAUGCUAAACAGAGUCCACAUUUAAAGUAUUUAUAUUUCCUUUAAAUAGAAAUCAUUCACGCAUCAGAAAUGUUUCUGACAAUGCUGCUUUUAUACACUGUAGGUUUGAUGUAUAUAUAAAUCCAUGGUGUAUUUUAUUAUUAAUUUGCUAUAUUUGUUUGCUUUGAUCACAGAUUUACUGUACGUUAUUAUAGUAUUUCAAGUCUUCCUGUCACAUUGCUUGGUCUAAUCUUUAUUGACAUAAACACACACAAAAGCAAUCUGAGUGUAAAAAUAAUCCUUUAUAUGCUUGUUUCAUCACAAAUCAAUCACAUCAAUCUUUCAUUGGUUAUUUUUCACUAUUAUUGAUUGACAUGCCAGUAUUUAAAUUGAUAAUCCAACGUGAUUACAGAAUUGUCCAUAAAUAUCUUGAAUCGUUUAUUUUUGUUAUUGUUUUAAACAGAAAGUAAAAACUUGUAUAUCCUUACAUAAACCUCACAUCUGCUUUAUAAAUUGUGUUGGGAAAUGCAUCAGACGUUGUUCGGUCAUUUUUAUGCGGACUGUUAUUUGAAAUAGCUUGUAGAAUACAUUUAGAUAAUAUCCACUGCAUAUGACCAUAUUGUGUUUUUAUGAAGCACAUUUCCUCUUCUUCAAAUAUUCAAAAUAGCAGAAAUUGAUAUGAGAUAUGAAUCACUAGUCACAUCUAUUUAAAUCACCUACUUUGUUAUUGAAGGUAUUUAUUGCUCAGAAAAGAGAUGUUUUGUCAUCAUCAUUGAAUUUACAUUUUCAACUCUUUAUAUAAACACAACAUGGGAAUCGGGAUCAUCAGAAGUAAAACAUACAAUGUCUACCUUUCACAAAUCUGAUGUGUUUUUGAAGUCACUACAACCCCACUGAAGCUAAAGUAAUGUGUAGUUUAUUAAACAAAUGGCUGAUGAGGCUGAAGUGGGAAAUAGUGUCUGAAAUGGGGGAGAGAGAUUUGGAAGAUUUUGAAGUAGGUAUAGAUGUAUCACAUUUGUAUAGCGGUGUGACAUCAGCAGUAUAGGCUACAGUGAACAGUGUUGUGGCAGAGGCUUCAGAAGAGGCUUGAUAAAUAGUCAAAUUUUGCGUCUGUCAGUGAGAGUGUGCGUCUGUCAGUGUGUGACAAGUAAUAGUGUGUGUGCAUGUCAUUGUUUGUCAGUGUAUAUGAGAGUGUGUGUCCGUCUAUGAGUUUAUGCGUCUGUCACUGAGUGUAUGCGUCUGUCAGUGAGUGUAUGCAUCUGUCGGUGAGUGUGCGUCUGUCGGUGAGUGUGCUUCUGUCAGUGAGUGUGCAUCUGUCAGUCAAAGUGCGGCCUUGACAGGAAGGGGUGGGGAAAAUUUAAAUUGGGGGGGGGGGCCUGAGCACCGUCCUGCCUAGGGCAGCACAAAUCCUAAAUACACCACUGGAUACAAGUAACCACUGCACGUGUUUUACCUACAUUGUGGCAACUGAAAAGUAUAUUGUAAGAGUGAGUGAUUUUAUAUGUGUUUUCUUUUAUUUGCUAGGAGGAAUAUGAAGCUGUUUAUUUUACUAUUAACAUCUCUGCUAUGGCUAAAUUACAUUCAAACAGCACCUACAUCAGAAGAACACAAUAGGAUUGACAGCAAAAAAUUAAAAGGUACUUUGUCAAAAAGUCCCACAGGGAUGAACGUAUUGGCAUAUCAUACUUGUAUAUGUUACGCAUUAUGUGUCAAUUUAUUAUGUCAAACGUUUCUACAACAUAAUCGUUGUGCCUGUUUUUUGCCUAAUGCGAUUAAAAUAGAAUAUAAAUUAAUCCAGUGCUUGGGAGAAUAGAAUUUGCAGUGAUAAAUUAUCAGAAGGGCUUAUUAACUGUAGGAAACACAAUUGUCACCUAGCAGCAGCUAGUGAGAAUGGUGGAACUCCUGGAGAUUACCAGCUUGUCUGAGAUUCAGCAAAGUAUGUAGAUCAUUUUGUCCCAAGAGCACCACAAUCUUAUCAGAAUUUUCAAAAACACUUUUUUAAGGUUUAAAGAGUUCCAUUCCUGAACAGAAAAUGUUGCAGGAGAGGAGUUAGACAGCACUGUCUGGCAGGAAUUCAACAGAUCGCUGCACCUAACCAAACACAAACUGUGCGAGAGACAGGAAAAUCUUUUCUUCAGAAGGUCUAGAGAAGGGAAGCCUGAUCAACAACGUGUAAUAUAGCAACACGUCCUAAAAUAUUGACUUAAUGUUUAAAUAAUCCUUAAAGCAGACUUUAUGUGCCCUCAGGAGGCUGAAUAGCCAGGCAGCGUUAGGCAACCAUUGGCACUCCAGAUGUUGUGGACUACAUCUCCCAUAAUGUUCUUGCAGCCAUAAUGGUGGCAAAGCAUUAGGGGAAAUAUAGUCCACAUUGUCUGGAGUACCGAAGGUUGCCUACCCGUGUUCUAAGGUUAGAAGUUUUAAGUUAGUCACUGCGUAACUAUCAAUAGAACCCCUGAGACUAAGAAACAUAGAGGCCAUUUUAAAGAAUCACCCUAUGGAGCGAGCACCGUUACUUCAUUAUGUUGCAUGCGAGCUGUUAAAGAUAUCUGACAGUGGUUGCAUUAAUCAAUACGUCUAAACGCCACUGAUACCUUAAAGGACUGGAAGCUUUCCUUCUUUAGGAUUGACGCAAUAUCCCAUCAGAUGCAUAUAACCUAAGUAUGUUUGAAGCUGUUCAGAAAGCAAAGGGUAGCUUCGAUAGUUACUAGGUCCUUGAUUUAUUUUACAUGCUUUUGGUUAUCCAGUGCUGCACAUUUUUGUCUUAGGAAAAAUCCAGGAUAGUGUUUGCAACUGCUUCGUUACAAUGUCUAGGCUCAGUUACAUAAAGGAAAUAGUGUGCUUUAUUGAUUAUUGCAUGCCUUUUAUGUUCAGUGCUAUCUAAGAUCGGUGAGGAAUAUGUGGAACAUGAGAUAAAGAUUGCUUUACAAGGAAUUAGGCAAAUGAAAAAAGUAAUGGAAGCAAAUGAAGUAAAGCAUGAAAAUAUAUUAAAAUCACUGAGGAAAACCGCAGAAGAAAAAGAGGUAACAUUAAAUGUUCAUAGCGGUCGUAUAUUCUUUGAAUUAGUUUAUAACGUCUGUUAGCAUAUGAUUUGCAUAUGCUGUGUAUACUGUGCUAAAUAAACUGCCAUAAAAUGAACAUCUACCUAUCUAUCUAUCUAUCUAUCUACCUAUCUAUCUAUCUAUCUAUCUAUCUAUCUAUCUAUCUAUCUAUCUAUCUGUCGUGUGUGUGUGUGUAUAUAUAUGUUUGUUUGUGUGUGUGUGUGUGUGAAUAUACAGAAACUAACACCUCUUCACAAUCGUCACUCUAUCAUACUAUAUCACACUGUCUAUCUCUGUAUCACUCUAUGAUUUUGCUUUCUCUCUACUCCUACUACAACAAACUUUAAGAAGGAAAAUUUCCAAUCUUUACAUAGAAUAGACAAGUUAGGAUGUGUCAUUGUGUCUAGCAUGGCAUUGGCUUUAAAGGGACACUAUAGUCACCAAAACAACUUUAGUUUAAUGAAGCAAUUUUGGUGUAUAGAUCAUGACCCUGCAGUCUCACUGCUCAAUUCUCAGCCAGGGUUUGUGACUAAGUGGCUACUAAAAAGACUGGACAUACCCCUUUUUAAAUACCCUGCUUUGUCUACUUUUGCAAAUGGUAUGCCAUGAUCAGGGUAAUUUUCAUUCCUGGGAUGCUAUGCGGUCUUAAAGGCAACAUAGGCUCAACAAACCAAUCUGGCAAAUUUCAAUGUGUAAAAACUGAAAUGAGAAAGCCCUAUAUUUGACUCUGUAACUUUACCAAUACAUCAUGAAACCUGUACAAGGGAUGUCACAGACUGACCUGCACGAGGCUCCGGUGCUGCUCCACUGCUCGAGCCGAGCGGCCGCACUGCUCCUGUUCUCAGGCCUCCAUGCUUCUGUUUUUCCCUGUAAAUAGUAUAUACUCUGCCCGCUAUAUUGGCUCAUCUUUUUUUUACUUCACACCCACCCCUAAAGUGACCAUGUCAUCUAGACGACCCCAUAUUCUAUCAAUUUGAAAUCACAGAGAUGACGUGGACCAAUCAGAAAGUGUGUUAGCCUAUAUAAUGUUAAACUGGGCUCUUGUUCAUUGCUCUAUUCGUGGUUUCUACCCUCAUACAUGUUAGUGCUCAUAGUAAAUCCCUCUUGUUAUAUCUUGAUAUUGACUUUGGCAUGUAUUUGACGUUGUGUAAUUCUGGCAUCCGGACCCGUCUUGUUUCUGACCUUGAGUAUUUCUGGUAUCCUGACUGGGCUUGUUUCUGACCUUGAGUAUUUCUGAUAUAUUUUGACCUGGCUUGUUAUUACAUUUAUCCGUAUUUCUUUGUCCCUGACCUUGGCUACUCCUGACUCUGUCUAUUUAUCUUUACGUUAAGUUUGGCCACUCUAAGGCACAGUAAUAAGCAUAUAUAGAACCUCUGUUUGUGGGAUUCGCCAUUCCUGUAAGUUGGGGUACAACCCCCAUGAUGGUGGGAAAUCACAGCACACAAAUAUGCAUGUUUUUAUUGCAGUAAAAGCUAACAGUAUUAUGACAUUCACAGUUAAAUACCAUUCAGAACUUGGAAAAUAACAUUUCUUAAUUUCUCACACUUUUUUAGAUUUUAUUCAUAUUAAAUUGUGCUCCAUAUAUAAAUAUUUUAUGUGAAAUGAAAGCCCUGUUUCUCCUGAACAAAAUGAUAUAUAAUAAGUAUGGGUGCACUUAAUAUGAAAGAUAACUUAUGGUUGAACAAAUUCCAGGUUUUGUUUUGGUUCAGAACUUGGACAAUUGCCUCCAUUCUGAAAGGUUUGAAUAUUUCAAAUAUGAAGCUAGGGUAAACUCAAUAUAGCAAAAAUUAAUAAAUAAACACAUAAUGUUUGCUUACAUUUAUGUUUUAUUGCAAAUUUACUAUAAACAAACUUGAGGGAGAUCACAUUUUGGGGGAGGGGACAUAAAAACAAAGAAUGAUGGUUUCUGGAAACCAGUUGAAAAUGAUGCCGCUAGUAGUUAACAUAAUCAGAAAAAGGCUCACUGAAGAGAGAGAAGUGAAAACAAGAACCAAAAAGAAAGAAGACCCUAAUCCAUAAUUUAAGGUGUAAGAGGGCCCUUGUAGACUAGUUGUCUUGAUUUUCCAAUAGAUUUAUGUAGUGUGGAGAUUUAUGUAGCAUUUAGGAAGUAUGAAAACAGACGUGCAUUACAGCUGGGAUGUUCUGAAAGGAUUUUGUAUAUAUUGUUAUGUUUGCUGAGGAGUCAUCAAAGAGUUUCAGGAGUUUCAGACUGAGCUAUAACAGGAUAAGAAAACAGUUGAAGCUGGGUUCUCCAUAGAUUGAAGUAUGUGGUGUUGAGAGAUGAAAAACAGAGAGUUGCCAUGUAGAUAAUUUACAGAUGCUGGUCGCAUGUCUAUUAGUGCUUACCCAAAAAUGGGGAAAGAGAAGAAUCUUUCUACGUACAUAUUAAAUAAAUCUAGAAAAUAAAAUUUAAGUAACAAAAUCAGAUUUUGCUACUCCUUAAUAUGUAGGUUGAAAUGGAGAAUGAAGGAGUAAUGGAGGGUAAAAUGAAAACAAAACAAGGAAGCAAAUGCAGUGAGAGCUAAAUAAUGCAAAAACAUGACAUGAACAUAAAAGGCUUUGUCUGAUGAUACGCAUAAUGUCCUUCAAACAAGAGUUACUUACUGUGAGUUUAACUAAACAUUAAAGGGAGCUGCAUAGCAUUAAGAUAAAGGCCGCUACAUGCAGUCUCCUUACUCCCUGUAAUUGACCCCUGAUCUCAGAUCUAGUAUAUAACGGAGUUGUCGAGAUAAACUGACUUUUCAUUGGUUGGUGUUGCUGGUCAUGGUCAUGGAGACCAUUUGGACUUUGGCAUGCAGUAAGGAAGACGUGCUUGUGGAUUAUUUACUCCUUCCUAGACAACCAAUUUUACUAUUACCUCCCCAUACACCAAUAUCACUGUAUAGGGGAAGGAGCAGAAAGAUGUCACUGCUGCAGCUUGUAUAUUAUAUAAGGUGAGGUAGAGGCAAAAAAUGCCUACAAAAUUCAAAAUAUAAACAAAGAAAAAAUAUACCUGUGCUGCAGAUACUCCACACUGAAAUCCCAACAGUGUAUAUACAACCAAAAAACAAACACGAGUCCUGCACAUCCAGUCUAGGUGUGCACACCCAGGUGCUACCACAAUUUAUUUGAGGACAAAGUUAAUGCAGCAAACGUUUCGAGCAGCAGCCCUUUCUCAAUGCUAAUGUCCUGAGGAUUAGCAUUGAGAAAGGGCUGCUGCUCCAAACAUUUAAUGCAUUAACUUUGUCCUCAAAUAAAUUGUGGUAGCACAUGGGUGUGCACACCUAUACUGAAUGUGCAGGACUGUGUUUGUUUUUUGGUUGUAUAUUAGAAGAUUGUAUUUUUAAAUUUUUUUAUUUAUAUUUCAAAUUUAAAUUUAUAUUUCAGGCUCUGUGUAAAAUAUAGCAAAGCGAGGUUAUUCAUCCUCCUCAUAUUUCUGUAAAAGAAACAUGAAUAAAUUAAAAAUUGAAAAGUGCAACUUUGCAUAGGUAUAGUUUUUGUGUUAAAUCUAUAUGCAAGAUUGCUGUUUUUCACUCAUAGAUAUAUGUUAACUGUGCACCUAAUGUUUAAGCCAUGCUAAACAUUUUUAAGGAAUCAUUGCUUGGUGGUAAAAGGUCACUUAUUCAAGCCUCAAAAAGGGUGUCUUGGGGGACACCAUUUAUAUCUAUUCACCGCCACCUGUUGUGCGUUGGAUUGGAUUGGAUUGAAUGGCGUGCUCCUCCAUGUGUUUUCCAUUGACCACCACACACUACAUAGUGGGGACUGCCGAAUAAGAGGGUACUCUACUCAAUUCCCUUCUGGUUUCAUAGAAGGAUUUUCCUGGUAGUUGCAAUAGGUCACAAGAAUAAUAGAAUAGCAACGUCAGUCAGUGCAUUACUACACAGAUGUUUUUGUCUUGGGUUUAAAUGUUUGAGCUUGCUUUAACGAAACUCAAUGCUGCGAAACAAAAUACUGUCUGGGUUUUUAUUAUUUUUUUCUUUGUUUCCAAUAACAUAAAGUUUUUUGAGGAGACGUUUACAGUUGUAUAUUUACCCUUAUGCCCACACAAUAAAGUACUGCAUACACGCACAGGUCUCUUCUAGGAUUUAAUCCAUCGAACAAGAAACUUGGCAAGAGAAUCUUUUAACACUCACGCCUGAACACUUCCUAUAAAAUUCUGUUGCACAUGAGUUGCAUGAAAUGUAUAGCACUCCCAUAAAACUUAUAGAAAAAAGAUUGACUGUUAUUUAAUGGAACACAAUAUCAGUGCAGAAGAGUCAGAGACUAUGAUGGUUUAUUACAAAUAAAAAUUGGUGUUCAGAGGUUAGUGCCUUUUUAUGCUGGUUCUUAAUUCCAUUACUCAUUUGCAUAUUGUAUGUUGUUUAUUUAUAGUGCAUUUACGCAAAUAGGUGGUAAGUCGAUCAUGACAUGUCACUUAAUGAAAAGUUAGUAAACCGUUUAGUUUCUGUCUCUUGAAACUUUUUGAGAUUGCAGGACUUAAAAGAACAACUACAGCUUAAUGUAGUUGUUUUAGUACGUAUAGUCCGUCCCUGCAGGCAUUUUCAUGUAAACACUGCCUUUUCAUACAAAAGGCAGUGUUUACAUUGCUCCCUAGGGACACCUCCAGUGGCAGUCACUCAGACGGUCAUUAGAGGUGCUUCCUGGGUCAGUACUGGGCUCACGGGAAGAAUACUUUGCACCCGGCUGAGGGGCAGAGUGGAGACUCCCUGGUCUGCCCUUAUCCUGCUGAUCUCCUGCUGAUCUCCCCACUGGCUUUGAAGGCACAAAGCAGUGCCGGAAGGGGAGAUCCAUUGAUCUACCUAUGGAUCUGUGAAGAGAUAUCAGAGGGGCUAGAGUUGCUCAGUGCUUUAUAAAUGUGAAUUAGUACCUUGAAAUGACUCCUAUAGCAUACAGGAAGACAAUGUAAGGCCUGGCAGAGGGGUGGGGUGUGAGAGAACCAACUAGAGAGGAAAAUCAGUCUGGCAGCAGUGUUGGGAAGAUCAAUCAGGAGAGUGUUACAAUAAUCCAUGCGUGAAAUUACUAGAGCAUGGACAAGCUCCUUGGUAGCUUCUUGUGUAAGAAAGGGGAGAAUGUAGGCUAUGUUUUUAAGAUGUAAUCUACAGGAUUUGGCAACAUAUUGGAUGUGAGGCUCAAAGGUGAGGCCAGAAUCAAGUAUGACGCCAGGACAGCGCGCUUGCAAGGAUGGACUGAUGUGGGUACCACAAACUUGAAGAGAGAGCGAAAGAGGAGGAUCACUAUUAGGAGGAUGAAAGACAGGGAGCUCAGUGUUAGAGAGAUUGAGUUUCAGAAAGCAGGGGGACAUCCAGUCAGAGAUGGAAGAAAGGCAAGCAGUUGCAGGACGGCAGGGGAGAGGUCCAGGGAGGAGAGAUAUAUCUGGGUGUCAUCAGCGUACAGGUGGUAGUGGAAUCCAAAAGAGGUAAUAAGUUUGCCAAGAGAGGCAGUAUAAAGAGAAAAUAAAUAACAGCAGCUGUAAGACUCUAUUGGAUACUCCUUAUAUCACACACAAAAAAAAUCUCAAAUAUAAAAACCAAAACUUAGUGUUUAGUUGAGGUGACCCACCAAAAACACAAAGUGCAAGUGCACUGCUAAAAAUUGUGCAGGAUAACACUUACCCGUUAGAGCAUGUACUGGGGCAGCAUGUAGACAUAUAAAAGGAAAUACAAAACAAAAAAUAGUGCAAUUCUGUGUGGUAAAUACAAAUUAAUAUUAAAAGUGAGUGAAUAAAAAUUCAAUUUUAGAAGGGCCUUUUAAAGAGAUAAAGGCUCCAAAAGUGCAGAUUUCUGUGCCCUUCAGGUGGCUGCAAAGCUUUUUAAUAAAACACUUCCAGAAGUUGAUGUAAAAUGGAAUACAAUAAAGGAGAGCCUAAUGAUGCAAUAUUGUUUGGUUUAAAAACACUUAAAACAAAUAUCCCCAGUGAAUUCCUGCUCACCUUAGUUAAGAGCCCAUGAAUGACUGGCUCCAAAUUUAUAGACUUUUUGUCAGAUAUAGGGUGACAAUGCCCUCUUAUGAACCCAGGGUGCAGUUUCCAGAAGGGAAUCACUAGUAAGCGUUGUUGAUUUCAGCAAAGAUUUAUUUACAAAUGAUGAAAAAGUAAUUAUUAUAUAUAUAAUUAUAGUAAUAACUAUAUCAAAUAAAUAAAAUCAAUAGUAAACACUGGGAUCCUCCCUCUGAGAUGCGUUUCAUCUGUCCAGCAGACUUUCUCAAUCACUCAGGGGUGAUAUCUCAAUCGCCAUUAGAUGUGCUUCCUGGGUCAGUACUGGGGCUCAAGGGAAGAAUACUUUGCACCUGGCUGAGGGGCAGAGUGGAGACUCCCUGGUCCGCCCUUAUCCACCGGCUGUGAAGACACAAAGCCUUUGAUCUCCCCUGUGGGCCUUGGCCCAUGGCCAUCGCAGUUCACUGGACAUUUUCUAGCCAGGCAUAUUGGAAAGAAAAAUAACAGGGAUAUUAUUUGACAAUACACCGUAUAGAAAACCGAUUUUGUAGGUGAUUGUUUUGCAAAUCACUUGGUAGUGAAGGAGUGACAAGCAAAAGUACUAUUCUAAAACCAUGCACCAUAAUAACCUGCUCAACUAGUGUAAGACCAACUCAGUACAUUACCACUUGAAAAUAAUAUUGUUAGUGUGUGAUGCGAAUAAUUAACAUCUACCAGUUCUAUGAUGCUCACACUGAGAACCUAAAGAAUAUAUGAGAAGAUAAAGAAUGUACAACCAGUGAUCUAAGCUAGAUUCUAUUUGGUCUAUGUUUAAAUGUCAGAGGUAAUAAAAUGUUUAUUCACUUGGUGAAAUGACUAUGUUCCUCUUUUGGACCACUUUCGAGUCUUUCAACAUGGUAUUCUUGGAACAAUCUUUGUUUAAAUAGGUAACAUAGCUGGCCUGGUCUCAACUUUCACAGUAUGAUUACGGUUCAGAUGCAAGCUUUUAAAUAAAAUAAGCACUGAAUGGAAGCAUUCCCACUGGGAGACAAAAAAGAAAAAUGCUACAUGAUCACCUUUACAUUUUAUGCUUCCCCUACAUAUGGACACAACAGGACAGCUUUAGCUUGAAUAAACAGAGGCUCCCCAUGGCCUCGAAUGAGUGGAUGUGACUUGAGGAAUUAAAGGUAUAAACAUGUUUCAUUUGAAAGUACUCAGUGCUUGUUUAUUAAACCACCAACAAUGACUUUUGAUCUAGUUGAAGCACAGCUGCACUUGGUACUGUCCUCAAUACAUUGUGUUGAAUGCUGCAGCUGGGUUAAUUUGGAACUUUCGCAGGAGCCUGUCCAACUUUGGAUCGCAGAAAUAGACGCAGAGUACUUUAAGUAAGUUAUUCUGGCACUUUUUACCUACCAUUGUCAUAUACAGUGCAGUUGAACAGAGUUGAGGGACUGCACAUGUAUUAUGUUGGAAUCCUCCCAAGGUGCCUCACAGACCGAGGUGACAUAACCUUAAUUCGAGAUGUAGCAGAGAGGUCUGGGCACUCAAGGUUAUGGCUUGAUAAAGACUCAUCUGAUUUGAAACGUUGCCAAUAAUGCCUGCUCUGGAUUUACCAUUAAGUGCACAGAUAUCUCACCCUGUUUCUUCUGUCACAUAUAGUGUGACCGUCUAAAGCGAAAGUACAUUUCCCUAAUAUCUGAGGUAUGGCAGAUGGACUGCACUGUAGGCAUCUAGAGAGGCUUUUUUUUUUUUUUGUCAGAAACCAACAGGGCACCACCCAAUUCUUGUACUAUAACUCCUUUAAAUUAUAUGACACGAUGCCAUUUAUUUCAAACCAUGACAAUUUUAUAACCAGCAUUUUGAAUUCUUAAUUGUAUCUGAACAGGAAGCAGAGACACUUUACGAGGAUGUAAAUCAGAGGCUGAAUCUUGCAGAAACACAGUGUAAAGAUCUGAUGAAAACCAGUUGGGAAACAUGCAAAGCUUGUCUUGAAAAAUCCUGCCUUAAAUUUUAUAUAAUCACUUGCUCUCAGGUGGGACUUCAAGCAUUUGCUACCAAGGUAAGUUAACACAGUUUUGUUAUGUCACUAAAAAGUGCGGGUUGUCAGUUGUUGUACAAAAGAAUCAGAAUAUUUUAUGACAAUCAUAAUUCAUAAAGCAAAAACAUGAGUUGUUUGCUUUGCACCUUUACUCAUGAAAACCGAAGACAGUUUCAAUAUUAAAACCAGUUCAUAGUAUAUACCUAAGAGAGGCACUUCAGAUGAUGUUGACUACAUCACCCAUAAAACUCUUACAGCCAUAAUGCUGGCAAAGCAUCAGGGGAGAUAUAGUCCACAACAUCAGUGCUGAAGGUUGCCUAACCCUGGAAUAUCCAAUUAACAUAAUAUGCAAUACUUACAUUAUUGUGUCAUCAUCAAGUCCUAUGUCAUAUUAUUCAUGAAGAUGUUGUGGUACCCCAGUGCUCACAGUCUUUCAUUAUCAUUCAUAACUGGAGAAUGUUGGACAGAUAAAGAAAUUAAUCUUAGAUAUUAUCUGAAUAGUUAUAGAAGGAGCAGGCUUUGGACACAUAGGACAGCCUUGUUUUUUUUUUCAAAAAACUGUUUGAGACAAAGUGAAGAGACAGCACACAAAGGCUGGUAGCAUCAGAACCACUACGAUUAGCUACAGUUGUUAUGGUGCUUGGAGGGCUCCUUUAACUUCAUAUUCCACACGUAAAUAACACCUUUGUUGUUUAUUCGAUUAACACAAUAAUAUCAAUCUAUCAGUGUUGUUCUCUAAACUCCAAAUUGUAGCGAAUUAAAAUCUGGAUCGUAAAACUGAGUUGGCGUAUUUUGCCUUGUGUAGUCUUAAUUUCAUCACUUGGAUUUAACAUUUUCACCAUUUUGAGUUUAGUGAAUAGCUUCAUAAGAGUUCAAAUAAUUUUAACAAGGAAAGAUAGAUCCCUAUAACUCUUAAAAACAUUUGCUGACAUUGGCCUCUUUCAUUAUAUUCUGUUUUAGACGGAAGGGAAUGCUCUUCUGUUAAAUUUGGACAUAAAGGCGAUACUAUUAUGUGAUAAAGGUUUACUAGUAACAGAUUAGUAACAGAUUAUUACUAUAUCUGUUUUCAUGCAGGUUCAGGAAAUCUUUAAAGAAUGGUCCCCAUUUACUGCUAUCUUACAAAAUGGUGAAGUGAAAGAGCUAAGUGAAAGCACAAAGAAGCAAGUCACCCAGCUGAAUCAAGCUGAUGUGUCAUUUAGCAAGAUGAUGUCUAAUGUCAGCAACUUGUUUAACCAAAGCAUACAGUUUUUUAAAAACCUACAUGAAGGAUUUGACAUAUCAUUCCAGAAUAUGUUUAUGGGAGAUGUGAAGAUUCCUGACGAUGAAGCGCCUAAUACUGGUCCGAAAAGUCCUGAGAUUAUGAGUCACUGGAAUAUUUCAGGUUGGGUCCAGUCUUUUUGUAAUUUUAGCCAAGCCGUUUUUGAAGGUGUGACUGAUGUGGUGCUCAAAAUAUAUCAGGACUUCACACGUGAAUCCAAGGGUCCUUUCACACAGUUAGAUGGUAAGUAGAGGAUACAGAUACCGAUGUAAUCAUGUCCAGAAAAAUAUGAAAUAAAAACUUGAUAUAUGUGUCUGUGGCACAAUAUAUAAUAUGGACUGGAUUCAAAUUACCUUUUCAGAAUUGAUGGUAAACAUCUUUAAGCCAUCUGUUGUAGCUACAAUGGCAAGACUACCUUGGUGCCAUUCGCUGGUAAGAGAGCAAGCAGCUUUGCAACCAUUUGCUUCUUAUCUGGGUCGUAUUAGGUGUCGAGCCUCCCUCAGUGCUGGCAGAAACUGCAUCUGGCUUCUGCAGAGCUGAAAAUGUCAAAUGACGAUGCAAUGAUACCUUUUUUAUUGGACUAACAUAAUAUUUAAGACAAGCUUUCGAGAGUUUCCCUUUCUACCUCAGGUCUGAAGCAAGGCUUAGCGCCUUGCUAUACUCGAGCUGUCUGCGAAUUAUUAUAUGUUUUUAUUAUUUCGCUUCCGACCUGAGGAAAAGAGGAAAAGUCUUGAAAGCUUGUCUUUUAAGUAUUACGUUAGUCCAAUAAAAAAAGGUAUAGUUACAUACUGCAAUACGCUGCUACUUUGUCUACUGGACUAAUAUGGCUAAUCACACACAACACACACACUCUCUCUCUCACUAAUAGUAGCUUACCAUUAAAAUCAUCAUAAAGUAAUUACAGUUUUUUAGUUGACCCACAAAUAUAUAUAUAUAUGCCGGUGGUUAAAAUAAUAAUUCACAGACAGGAGUAUAGCAAGGUGCCAAGUGCUCUUAAAUAUGGUUUAAUGUGUUGAAAACAAAUACAGAAGGGUGAUCAUGAGGGCAUCCUGGUGGCAUUGGUUUCUGGUUUAUAUGCCUGAAAAAAACAGAGCAGUAUGCUAGAUGAGAAUUAUUGUGUAUACAAACAGGAAUAUAUAAGGGUUAUUCACAUGUGAAUUUUUUGAAAAUACAAGUGAAUUCAAAGUGAAAUUACAAUGACCAAAAUAGCUACUACUUUAGUAAUCUACUUCGGGGCCUCAAUUUAAUAUAUUGAGAUAAACUUUUAUCUUUUGGAUAAACUUUUUUUCUGUCUAUUGUCAACAAACUAAUAAUGAAGCGCAAAAUCGUAUUGCCUGAGGUGGAUUUUCCUGUUUGUUACAGAGUCUGCAAGUCAUUAUGAUGAUCUGAUGUCUGACAAGAUGGUAUGUAAGGAGCUCCAGAAUUCUACAGGAUGUUUGCAAUUUCAGGAGAGAUGUCAGCUAUGUUAUGAUACAUUUACAAAAGGUACAGUUUAAUGUGCGGUUUAUGUAUUUUCCCCUAGUGUAUGUUACUCAUGGAGAGUAUACUUCUUCAUAUCUAAACCAAGACUGUGAAAUGUCCUCUAUAGUUCUAUCAUCUUGUAUUGUUUAAUUUCUCCAUUCUGCACCAUGUACCCCUCUCGUCAUCUUAAUAUUUAUCAGCCUUAAGGAUUAAGAUCCUUUGCUUGUUUCUUUUCCCCACCAGUGAAUUAUCUGAAUCAUGGACAAUUAGCGGUUCUUCCAAAUUACAUAAUUCUGAAUCAGUACAUGGAGGAAUCCCGAAGCGGACAAUGUAUUGAGAUUUGGAGUUUUGUCCGUGGUGCCAGAUAGAGACAUGAUUAAUGGGAAAAAAAGACAUUUUGGUAUAUCUGAAUGGUUUUUCCUGAAACGAUUGCAUGACCAAAAUUAGUCCAAACUGAAACAUCACGUGGUCGAAUCCUAAAUUGACCAAAACAAUUUUAUUUUUUGGGCGAAUCGAUUUAGCUAAACCAAAUUUUUUUGGCAGUGCACACGUCUACUGCUCGAUACUGUCUUAUGACCCUGUUAUUCAAAUUUCUCUAUCCUCUUUUCUAACUCUUUUUUCUCCCCUCUUUUCUUUGUUUUUUACUUCAUAGCUUUUAUCUUUCCUCCAGAUACACUUCAAAACUACUAUACAAUCUCAUCCAUUCUGCUUCCUCGAACUAUUCAUGUUUUCUCUAUAGUCCGUUAAGAAAUCCAUUCGUUUUAAUUAUGUUGGUCUUUGCUAAGUUAACAAUAGAGCAUUUACCAGAUUGACAAUGCUAUAUUAUUUCAAUUUAGAUUGUUCUGCUAUAAAUAUCCCCCACUUCAGCAUAUUGAAGAACAAACAAUAGGCUUCAUGGAUUAUGGGACUAUUGCAGAGUAGGUAAUGAUUUGCUAUACUAUGUACAUGUUAGUGACAGAGAUAUAAAAAUAUAUAUUGCUCUAAAUACUAACAUCACUGAUUCACGACCUGAGACAUAAUAGUGUUUUUCACCAGUUGUAAAAAGACAGUAAAUAAACAAGCACAACAAAAAAAGAAUAUGUUUUAUCAGGCAUGACAAAAUGUCAUGUUUCCAAAGUGAGAUAUGAAGCAUUUACUGCAAAGAUUUGUGUUAAUAAAAAUGUAAAUGGCAAUCAAAUAUAAGGAAAUAAUGUAGUUGUAUUCUUUGUCCAAGCUAAGUAUAUGCUUUAUAUAUCAACUUGGGAAUGUAGUAGCCUUGACAGAUGACAAUUUCAAAAUAUAUGUAUUUGACUAUUAGUAUAAGCAUGAUUUUUUUGGGGGGGGGGGAAGCCUUGGUGAACAUCUAAUAUUUGGUUGCUUUUUAUUUGAAAAUGUUACGUUGGACCAUUUUUAUGGACAUGGUAUUUUAUUUUUUAUUUUAUAUGUAUAAAACUCUUCCCAUAGAAGAAAAAUGUUUAAAACAAAUGACAAUAUAAUAUGUUUUUUCAUAUUCCCCUGUACAUUCCCCUGCUGUAACAUAGAACAGUUUCUUUAUCUACUAUUAUUCUAGAGUCCAUGAAUAAAACCACAAAAUUCCAUAAACCAGAGGAGACAUCUGGAAAAUGACAAAAAGUAAAAUAUAAUUAGGGUAGCAGAAAAGUAUUUAUUUUAAAAUCUCUUCUAACAAAAAAAAAACAUCACGCCACACUAUUGCAAGACGCUGUAACACAUAGAAGCUGCAUUUAUUUUUUUGCAAAACAGGAGCUUACUAAAUAUUGAAGACAUCUGUUCAUGUAUAAAUUUGAUACUAUGCUUGAAAUGCUAGAUUUAUUUAGUUUGGUUGAAAUGUGACUGCCUUUCAAUUUUUUUUUCUUCUUGCAUGCCACCCACACAACCAUGUGUGUGCUGUACAGAAAUUACAUACGUAACCAAGUAUUACCUAACAUACUAUAAGCAUCUCAUCAGAAGGCAUGUGAAGAAAUGUUUAGAGUUGAUACAAACACAGAGGGGGUGGAGGAAAAUAUACAAAAACAAAAUGCAAAAGAAUUUCAUCAGCUGAGGAAUGGAAAGAAUGAGAAUUCUAAUAUAGAAGCCAGAAGACCAAAGCGUCUUCAAAAUGUAACAAAAUCUUAAUGUGACAGUGAAAUCAAAAACAGUAAACGUCGGAAAAAAUUGGAGUAAUUAAAUGGUUACUCCAAUGUCCAUAACCACUUCUGCUUUUAGAAGUGGUCACGGAGCUAGCAAUCUAUAUGUGCAGCCUUUUCCACUGCCUAUACAGAGUAUUUUGCAUUGUUUUGCCAUGGUCUAGUUAUACCCCGGGUACAAGUAACUUAGGCAGCCCAGAACUCUGUUCCAGACUUUCUAAUGUGUGUCCUGUGGAAAAAUUCCAUCUGUCAUCAGCACGUGUCGCAAGCUAGCAGCGGAUGUGUUUUGCUUCGUCACUUGCAGACUGUGUUGUGAGCGCACCUGCCAGUAGAAUCCCUUUGGACUGUGUUUUUUUUUUUUUAACUUGUGCGCACACAGUCUAACAAUGUGCCUCAAUAGAAAUCUUUUACCUCACUCUUUAAUGCGUGCCCUGUCUCACUGAAUCCAUCCCUAAUUCAGCUUCCCUCCCUAGUUCUGCCUUUCUAUUUUAUAGUAUAUACUAUACUCUACUCCCCUUUAUCUUGUCCAACGCCCAGUCCACCAGCAAGAUUUUUUUAAGCUUUCAUAAUUAAAAUUCCUGAUGAUCAUCUCAUUAUUUUGAAUUAAAUGUCUGGAGGAGCAUGAAAUGUGGGAAGUCAAAAUAUUAUUAUAAAGCUAUGGAGUCAUAUCAUUUAUGGAAUCCCAAGAACAUAAACCUUGAUGCACACGUCUGAUCACUGCCUUCUAUCUCCUCAUCAUAAAAUUUAUUAAAUAAUCUAUGGAAAUCCACCCCAUUGGAUCCAUCUACAUCGUAUAUCAUAUGAUAAAUACUCCAUUAUCUCCUUGGGAUCACACAGGAUCCUGACCCCUCGGAGUUAAAAAACCUAAAUUAAUUAUUUAAUAAACUGGUAUCCCAAAUUUGUCUAGCAACCAGAUGUUGUGUGGACCAGGUUUUGAAGGCAGAUUCACCUCUAAUUAGGAAAAUUAGUUCUCUAUGCAAAAUAGGUUGUAGAUAUAGAACCUCUCACUCCUUUUGAAUUUUCUAGUCAGACAGAAACAGUCAGUAUUGGCGAUUAGGGCACUACGUUAGUUCUACACUUAAUUCAUGUCUGUGAUGGAGGAGGUACUGUUGAGUCUGUAGGACCACUUUGCCUCAAAAGGUCUUGGUGAGAACUCACACGAGCUUCACCAGGCUACUAUUGUGCUUAAGGGGGAUAUUUUAUGUUUAUUUGCUGGUAUAAUUUAUUGUUCACAACUAGAAUUUCUUAUGCUGCAUACUGUUUUGCUUUGUUUGCAACAUGUUGCAAAGGGUUACUCAAAGUUUUUGGUUUCCUUCCAAAGAAAUAAUAAUAAAUAAAAUAAAAAAGCAAACUUACCUGCGAUCCUGCGGCAAGGCUAAGUUCUCCCAGCAGCCCCAUAUUCCUCUGCUGACAUCAUGGCCCCCUUACUACAGGGGGAUGCAGGGCCGGCCUUAGGUGUUCAGGCGCCCUGUGCGAAACAAUCUUGUGGCGUCCCCCCCGCCCCCCUCACCUGUCUCUGUUUGGACCCCUUCAAACUAUUUUAGGAGCAUUCACAAUCUGUUGCCUCCACCCCCUUCUACAAAACCACUGCACCUCUUAACCAAAAUCCCUGGCCAGAUCUUCACCAAGCCCCUGGCCACCACUUCAUCAAACUCCUGGCCACCCCUUCCCCUUCAUCAAUGCCCUGGCCAUCCCUUCGUCAAACUCCUAGCCACCCCUUACCCUUCAUCAAUCCCCUCCCACCCCUUUAUCAAUUCCUGCCACCCCUUCAUCAGUCCCCUGCCCCUCUCAUCAAUUCCCUCCCACCCUUUACUCAGCCCUCUGCCCCUAUUCAUCAGCUGCCUGACCCCCUAAUCAAUCCCCUCCCACCCCUUUAACAGCCCUCUGCCCCAUUCAUCAGUCCCCUGACCCCCUCACCAAUCCCCUCCCCCUUUUAUCAGCCCCCUGACCCCCUCAUCAGUACCCUCCCACCCCUAUCACCCACCUGCCCCCCUUUAAUCAGUCCCAUGCCCCCUUUUCAACCCCCUGCUCCCCUUCAUCAGCCCCCUUAAUACAUCCCAUGCCAAAUAAUCCAACCCCUGGCCACCCCUUCAUCAGUCCCCUGCCCCCUCAUCAAUUCCCUCCCACCUAUUUAUCAGCCAUCUGCCCCCAUUUCAUCAGCCCCCUGAUCUCCUCAUCAAUCCCCUCCCACUCCUUUAUCAACCACCUGCCCCCUUUAAUCAGCCCCAUGCCCCCCUUUUCAGUUUCCUGCCACCCUUUAUCAGCCCCCUUAAUAAAUCCCCUGCCAAUUAAUGCAAUCCAUGCCACCCCUUCAUCAAUCCCCUGCCCCCCUUAAUUAAAUUCCUGCACCUCUUCAACAAAACCUAUUUAAUAAAAAAGAAAAAAAAAGUCACUCACAGUAAAGGCUGCUGCUCCCUGGACUGAGCUGUCUCCGCCGAUUGAAGAGCACCGGGUGCCACCUUCACUCACUGAAUUGGAUCCUUCCGCGGCUCCCUCUGAUGACAGAGCACGUCGACGUUACGCAAGUACGCGGCAUAACGCCCCCACGCUCCUCCUCCACCCUCCAUACAGAAGUGGAUUCCCGGCGGCGGCUCUCUGCUCAUAAUUUGCAAGUCAAGUGCAAAGCAGUAUUAUGCACUUGACUUGCACUUUAAAUACAGAACUCGGCCGGCCUGCGAGCUGUGUUGGCCGCCCGGCGCCCCUGUUGCCAUGGCGCCCUGUGCGGCCGCACAGCUCGCACACCCCUAAGGCCGGCCCUGGGGGGAUGGAUUUAGCGAGGAUGGGUUUGAGGGGUCUGAGGGGCAGACUUGGGCGGCACAUAAAGGGGGCCAUGCCACCAUUGGUUGUCUAUCACCAGCAAGCUAUACAUGCUGAUGGCAGAUGUCAAAUAUGCACAGAAUUGACAUUAUCCUGUCCAGAACCCUCUUUUCUUUUUUUCUGAGAAAUUACUAUUUCUUUUACACACCCCUAUUUCUCACUAGUCUUCAGUAUAAACGUACGUUAAAAAUAAAAGAAAAAAUGCUUUAAUGUCACAUAUGCUUUUUGCUUCUGCUGACUUUGUAAAUUAAAUAUAAACAUAACUGUAGUGGAAGAUGAUUGUAAUUUCCUUUUUAAAUAGUGAUACUCAUAAGAUAUGCUCCUUGGCACAUAGCAUUUUUUGUUAAAAGCAGAUGUUUUGUUUACACAUGUACAUCUUUAAUAAAAAUGCAUUAUAUAACCAUCUAUUAAUGAGAUUGUGUUUAGGUCCAUACAAAUAAUUUGGAAAAAUGAAAAGAAUGAGUCAUUUGUUUAAAGUUAAAAUAACGAACAUAAAUGUGGUUUUCAUUAAUUGCUAUGUAUGUUUUGUUUCUCAUAUUUGUAUCCUUCUUUGGUUAUGCCAACAAGACUGCCCUGAUGUAAUGGAACUUCUUGUAAAGUCUGAAGCAGCCUAUAAGCUGGUUAAUAUGUCUGAGCAGCAAUACGGAGAUCUCGUCCAGCUUGUCCAGCAGCAUACUGAAGACACGGUUGACACAGUGACCAGAAUGAAGGAAAGGUUUGGAUGGGUUGCAGAGCACACCAAUCUGACAUAUGGAUCUGAUCACAUCUUCAGUAUAGACAAGGUAAAUACAUUUACAAUUUACCACUUAUAUAGAUCAGGUAGAAAUCAGGUAUGUUUAUGUAUUUUUAAAAAGAUUAUUCAGGUGACAUUGAAUUUGCACUCACUUAUUGAAAUAAGUUACUUCUGAAUCUCAUUAUGUCAUAAAUUGAUAAAAAAAAAUUAUGGACCUACUCAAUAAAGUGUUACAAUGCAUGAAGGUUUCAUUCUGAGUACUUAGUAAAUUUACAAAGGAUCGUAGACUGGCUUUCUCAUCAGGCAAUCUAGGGACUAGACAUUGGGAGGUGGCAAAUGACCAUGGCUUGAUGACAGCUCUGUCCAGCUUCAGUUCUGUUGACAUCCAUAUGCUCAUUAACAGUUUAGGAUCAGUUCAGUUACUGAUAAAUUAUCAGAGCGAUCAAUUGUUAUCUUCAUCUGUUUAUUAGAUAUAGCUAAACUGCAGUAAAAACGAACCUAUUAUUAUUAUUUAUAAAGCUCCAACAAAAUCUGUAGCGCUGUACAAUUGGUGGACUAAAAGACACGUAAUUGUAACAAGACAAACUGAAUUCACAGGAACAGAGGGUAUUAAGGGCCCUGCUUAAACAGGCUUACAUUCUAAAUCUAUGAAAUUGCAUUAGAUAAUCUGAAAUUGAAUUUCCCAAAGGUAGGCCACUGUAACUAGGAAUGAUAAAUCCUGAUCUAUACUCCCAACAAUAUCUUGGCCUACAUUUUACAAUUUAGUUUUCAAUUCACACUGUUGUUUAGUUUACGAAACAAGAUUUGCAAACCUAUAUAUAUUUUUUAUAAUCUAGUUCUAGAAGAUAAAUUCUAUAAUGGACCUAUGUGGAAUGUGUUGUAUAGGUUUAUAAUAAGGAUGUAUGCUUAGAAGAUGAAAGAUUUUUUUUAAAAGUAGACAUAUACUUUUUAAACACACAGGUGUUAUUUUUAAGAUAAUUAGUGUUACUUGAUGACUUAAAAAUCCUGAUGGAGAAUUAGGCUUUAUCGUUUUUUUAUAUUUUUGUUUUUUAGGUGUCGUCCAGCCCAAGCAUUGAAUAUCCUGCUAUAAAUGAAACCUUUGUAGACGUGAAUGUCUUGUCAGCUCCCACUUUCACCAUCAAAGUCCCUGCUAGUAUAGAUGUUGAGAGUCCACAGUUCAUGCAGUACGUUGCAGAAAAAGCAUUAGAACGUUACAAAAAGAAUUUUUAGAAAAACACCACGCAUCUGGUAAGAUUUGUGUGUUUUACUGAUCCCACCACACAUCAUGAUAUAUACACAAUUCUCAUUUCCUAUAUUGGAAGAGAAGAGAUAUCCUCACGCUAUUUCAAUGAAUGUAAAAACCUUGUAGCAGUAAAUUCCAUUGUAUUGUAUUGUGUAUAUGGCAGUGAAUAUUGAGAUAAGCCCAAAUAUUUUCCUAUAACAUAUAUUAGAAAAUAAAUACAAACUUUACAGAACAAAGAGAAAAUAACUCCAUCUAAAAUCUAAGUAAGGCAUUAAACUAUUUAAACCAUAUAUUUAAACUAUAUGAUCACACCGACUCUACAUUCAGAAGUGUCAUAGUGGAUUCAUCAUCACAAAGGCUUUAGGUGUCAGGUCAGAGGUAAAUUGAAAAUGUCCAGUUUGAAUAAGAAAUUUUUUUUUUUACAUUUACAGCAAAGUGGCAAUCCACGUGGCCAAGCACAAAAGAUUUCUCAUAUAAUACCAUCAGAUAAUCUUCUCCUCAGUGUGACUAGGUAACGGGUUAAAUAAGAUAUUCAUAAUGUUCUGCUAUUUAACUUGCACAGUUUAAAUGAAUAUACACAAACAUAUAAAUCUAUUACUGUUUUCCGUGGGUAAUUUCCCAUAUUAUACAUUAUUAUUAUUUUACUAUUUAUAUAUCGCCAGCAAAUUUCGUAGCGCUGUACAAUGGGUGGACUAACAGACAUGGAAUUGUAACCAGACAAAUGGACGCACAGGAACAGUGGGGUUGAGGGCCCUGCUCAAUGAGCUUACAUGCUUGUCUGCUGCUUGUUUUUAAUAGCAUUAGUGAGAUAGAGAUUAAUAUGUAUUGAAAAUGACAAAUAAAGCUAACGAGAUGCAUUUUAGAA
Messenger RNA from Pelobates cultripes (western spadefoot toad), 21603 nucleotides. The record is from the annotation of a GenBank genome assembly. Lineage: Eukaryota; Metazoa; Chordata; Amphibia; Anura; Pelobatidae.